CAAGAUGAUGGAAAUAGUGGCAACCUCGGACCUAAUCAGGCCAAAACCGACGUACAACCCCCGAAUCAUAACAUCUCGAUUCUCACCGCAGCGCGAGACACCAUCAUCCCCUUACCAGCAGUAUCUUCCUAAAUCCACCUCCUCCCCCCACUUCCCCACCUCUCCCCGACACAUCACCUCCUUGAGCAGUCAGGCUUGCUCUGUCAAGUUGCCAGCAGUCACGAUACCAUUUGUAACGCACAAUGGAUUGGUCUACGCCAAUCAUUCCCCCAAGGGAAUGGUGAUUCCGAGUACAGAGCGGGGGACAACAGCAUCCCCGACAGUAUCCCCGACCAACACCACUACGCCGACCACUCCUCUGCCGACCACCCCUGUUACUCCCGCCUAUCUCCAACAACCCACCCCCACACGCCCCACCCCCAAGAAGAUAUACACCUGCAAGCUGUGCGGAAAGACGUUCAACAACUCUGGAAACUUUUCCCGACAUCAGAAAGUACACACAGGUGAAAAGCCGUACCGCUGUGAGAUCUGCGGGAAAGCCUUCACACAGUCCAGCACGCUCAAGCGCCACAUCCUCAGCCACAGCGGAGAUAGAUCCUACAAAUGCCAGGUCUGUAGUAAGGGGUAUGUGGACCCGUGGUCGCUCAAGAAACACAUGAAGAACCACGGAUUCAACACGUACUCACACGUUCCCGUGAAACCCAUCCUGCCGCACUACAAGUUCCACCCUCCAAAUGUGGUGGUGCCCCAGAACCCUCAUCUUCCCCACCCCUGGGGUGGUAAACCGGAGAUCACACCACCUGGCCUCUACCUUCCUCUCAGCUCGGAGCAGCCCUCUCCAACUGUAGCUAACUUCAAGAGCGGCGGCAGUGCCUUCACCCAGGUCGAGAAACUCAGCAAGUCUGGUAGCGUGAACGGAGGAGGGAGUUCUGGAAAAUCUGACUCUGACAGCAAAUCAGGAGGCAGUGGCAGUGGCAGCCCCGGCGGCGGCGGUGGGGAGGUGAGCAGCACCACCGAAAAAUCAAUCACAACUUCUGUGCUUUCUACCACCGACGCACUCGCACUUUACAUGCUAGACACACUCAAGCAAAACAUCAAACUGUCCCAAAAAAAAGAUCCGGAGUGCAAGGAGAAUGAUAACAUCAUGCAGUUUACUGCCACCACCAAAACGAUGCCGGAAAAGGAAAACGACCUCUAUUCAUGUGAAAAAUGCGGACGGACGUUCAACAAUCUCAACAAUUUCAAGACGCAUCAGAUUAUCCAUGCAGGUUCGUUAGCAUGCAAUGGAGAACUCUCGUGCCACCAGUGCAAGGCUAUCUUCCUCACCAAACAGCAGCUCCAGUCGCACAUGGCCACACAUACGAGUAGCUACUGGUGUGUAUACUGUGAACGCUCCUUCAGAAACGAGUACAACUUCAAACAGCACCAAACGGUUCACACGACUCUGAUGAACGAGAGUGACAAGAAAUACCCAACAUGGUUGGAGUCCUUCCGACAAGAGAUGAUGACUUGUGUCACCUCCUUGGAGACUCCUCAGCUCCACUUGCCUAUGUCAGCGCUCAACACUCCUGUUACCUCAACAAGCUCGAAUGGCAGAGAUAUCUCUCCCACCCAUCCAAAUAACCCAGCAGACCAACAAGAAUCUCCCCGUAAAACUCGAAAGCUGGGCGCACCUUCUCCUCAGAAAAUGACAGAGAAACGGACAGAUGAUUUAAAAGCAAUGCGGUUAAAGGCUAUGAUGAAUAUUGACCCACUCGGCCACGCAAUGGUGCCCAAAUUCUGCACACCGUCUUCCAUGCCUUUCUACGGGCUUGGCUCGGCAGGAUCGAGCUACUCCGCAGCGAGUCUAUCGGCUGGAUCUAGUCGCUCGUCAGUAGAGCACUUCAGUGCCCUUCAUGACCCUCUCUCCAGGCACCCUGUGUCAGCAGGUCCCGCCUCAAGAGUAACUUCCUCCUUCAGCUCGCUUCCCCUCUCUGCAGGCUGCUUCGUGCACCCCAAACCCAUCAAGGUGGAGCCCCAUCCCAGGAGACACUCCUUUGAGGAGUCUGAACGUCAGCAAGGAGCCGUGAGGCAGGAGACGAUGAGACAGCACCAGCUAGAAGCUGCUAGACUCCAAGAGGAGGAUAAGCGCCAGGAGGCCUGUGAAGCACUCCAAGCGCUCAAAGCUGAGCCUGUGGCCCAUGAUGAAGUUGAUCAGGAGGCUAUGGAUACCACGACACCUGAGAGCAAACUCCACAAGUCACCUGCGACAAAAGAACAGGAUGAGACUAACGUUGAGACGCCGAUGGAAGCGGAAAGAUCCGGAGAAGAAGCAACAGCAGCGAGUAAGGAGCCGAGUAAGGAGCAGGAGGAGCGCAGUCUGGAGGCAAGUGAGGAGGAACCUAGCUCCAAACGAGCCCGAAACAUCACCUACCAAUGCUGCAAUUGCGAGUACACCAACACCGUCCUGAGCAACCUCACUUCACAUUUGGAGAGUGAGCACAGUCUUACUGACUACGAGCUCAUCAAGUCCUUGCUGGCUUGUCUUGGAGACAUCGGAGCCUAAGGUGAGCACCUCUUCGACUGAAACAAGUGAUCCUGAAGAUGCGAAGUAAAACGUCGGAUUCUGGCGUAGUUAACGAGCCAGGAUUCGGUAAAUAAUAUAAGUUAGCCGCUAAUCAUGGACUUAACAGCGCAAUAUUUGGAACACUACUUUGAAAGUGUAAGCUUUGAAGAUAUAAAUAAGAACUCAAUACUUUGGAGAUUGUAAUGUUGUUUUGUUUUUGCUUGAAAUUUGUUUUGUUUUUAAUCGUAUGGAUAAAAUAGUAAAUGUUCAUUAUAUUAUGGAUUUCAUAAUGUUGUUGGACCGUCUUGUGCCCCCAGUUUCUGAACCGACUAUAAUCCUCAGAGGGAGCGUGUACUUAUCCUCGACAGCAUUAUGACGCUCUAGUAUUUAGAGAUACUUAAAAUUCCAUAUUUGAUCGAACCUCUUUAGCGUCUUCUCAGAACGUGUUAUAAACGUUUUACGCAAUCCCAUCAAAUAUGGAAUUUUGUAUCGUCUGAUAUAUGGUAUCAUUUUAAAAUAGGGUUAUUGGUUAGAGAAAUCUCGUGACGAUUGCUCGUAACGAUUCAUAUUUGAUCACUAUUAACCGCCGCCCUGAAAUAGCCUCAUAUCCCCGGAUUGAUGCAAUAAAUCAUUGCAAUGUGUAUAUGAUACGGGUAAUGUGAACUCAGACGUGCGCCUUGAAAUUCUAUAAAAUGGGAUGCCCUACUGGUUCCUGAUUGUCGGUUAAUCACUUCUAGUAUAGCUGAUAACCUGUGGGAACUUAAACUUUGGUUUUAGUAGGUAUUCCAUGAGAUCGGGUAUUCGGGGUACGUGGUAUUCGGGAAUGGCUGGAGUAUUCGGGGAAUGGCUGGGUGUGAGCCAGUUAACUUCUUAAGUUUACAGGUUUAUAUUACAUAAUAGUGGUGCGAAUGUUUAUAGUUUUUACACUCGUUGAUUCUCCAGGAGAGAUACGGGACUGGAACAGACCUGACCUGGUGUCCGGAACUGUUUCCCAGUGUCCUAAACUUUUUUUACAGAGUUUGAUGAGAACUAUUGUUAAACAUUGAUAUAUAAUGAGGCACGGUUAAAGUAUAUUUGAAGUUUGAAGAUGGUACAUUUGAAAUGUUAGUUAAUAUGAUCACCACUAUGUUUUAUAGUGCAGCUCCACAGUGUUCAUGUAUUUAUUUAUAGAUUUAACGCUAUUUUUACGGGUACUUUACUGAGUAUUUGAGAUUUUAUUAAUAAAAUGUAGUCUCCUACAGAGGAUAGUGAUUGACGCACAUCAUAAGACAGUAGCUAUGUUAUUAUU
Messenger RNA from Bolinopsis microptera, 3833 nucleotides. RefSeq lists its product as uncharacterized. Bases 5 to 2545 code for a protein of 846 amino acids. Lineage: Eukaryota; Metazoa; Ctenophora; Tentaculata; Lobata; Bolinopsidae. Gene Ontology annotation, cellular component: nucleus. The transcript has 13 exons. The record is from RefSeq and is a predicted model, not a curated record. Gene Ontology annotation, molecular function: DNA-binding transcription activator activity, RNA polymerase II-specific; RNA polymerase II cis-regulatory region sequence-specific DNA binding. Gene Ontology annotation, biological process: regulation of transcription by RNA polymerase II.